Molecule: messenger RNA, 4640 nt
Organism: Bombyx mandarina (wild silkworm)
Lineage: Eukaryota; Metazoa; Arthropoda; Insecta; Lepidoptera; Bombycidae
Cellular component (GO): extracellular region
Molecular function (GO): chitin binding
Source: RefSeq, a predicted model, not a curated record
GAGAGCCUUCACGACGAUCGGCCGUGGCUCUGUUACAUAAAAAAAAAUAUAUAUAAAGAAAAACCUCAAAGAGACCUCACACGCGAGUGCACCGACGGAAAACCAGGAAAAUAAUUCGGAAAAAGUAUAACAAAAACCAAUUGGCGUUUGAGAAAUAAAUGAAAAAUAUCGAUAGCAAAGAGAAGGGUCUCGCCCAAAAUCUCCGGGAAUUCAUUCGAGAGUUUAUUUAUUUGUAUUUAAAAUUCGCUUUGUACGCCAUCAUUGUUUAUAUAACAUUCUCAUAUUAUAUUUAUUAUUUCGGGUGAAUCUUUUGUGGCGGGAAAGCCUUUUUUGUGUUAUGUCGUAACUUUGUUACGAAGACAUUAGUGAACAGAAGGAGCUCUGAAGAAUAUUCUGGACUAACCUUACUACUGGAUAAGCUGGAACCAUGAAGAGGUCUCGGCACAGAUGGCUGGGAUUCACCAUCUUCGUUUGUCUCCUAGCUAUCUUAGCGUCGGAGCUACCAAAUACUGCAGCAUUGAAGGCCACAUCCCUGAUCUUCUCAAAGACCAGCACGACAACCGCAGCACCCGAGGAAGAGCCAUCAGGACCUGAAGAUGGAGCAGAGACAGAAACAACGGCGGAUGGUGGCGAAGCACCAACGAACUCGACCAGGAAACUGUCGGGCAUCCCACAAAUAGACUACUUACUUGACCCGAACCUUCCCCGGGAAUUGAACGGUUAUAACCUCUCGGAGUAUCCGUUCUACGAGGCCGUGCCUCCUCCGGAGACCAUGGACUUCAAGUGUGACGGACUGCACGACGGGUUUUACGCGUCAGUACCACACAAAUGCCAGGUGUACCAUCACUGUUUGUUUGGUACCCGGUACGACUUCCUCUGCGCGAACUAUACAGCUUUCGAUCAGAAGACGUUCAUCUGUCACUUCGUCUCCGAAGUAGAUUGCAAGAACUCCCCAAACUAUUUUAACAGAAACGAAGCUUUGUAUAAAGCUACGACGUCAGCCCCGCCCCCUCCUCCGCCCACAACCACCACGACGACCACGGCCGCGCCCCCGCCCCGCGCGCCUCGCCCCGCCCGCCGCCGCCCCCACUACAGAUACGAUUAUUAUGAUGACGACUACUAUUACAGAGAUGACUAUGAUUAUGACGACAGAAGAAGACCCAGACCACGUCCCGGCGCCAGGCCCGUCAAAAAGAACAGACCGGCUGACGAUUACGAUGAUGACAGAUACGACCGGCGCCCGCGCCCUCGCGACGAAACGAUAGAGGAAGACCUUGAAGACCGUAGACCCUACGACAGGAGACCAGGAAAGAGGAGGCCAUAUGAUGACGACGAUCGCAGACCUGCAUAUCGAGGCGGGAGUCGGCGGAAUAGACCAAGAGACGAUGAUAGAUACAGCUUAGAAGAUGACAGACGUGGGGCUAAGAGGGAUGGGCCAAACCGUAACAGAGAUGAAUAUAGGCCAAGAGACUUAGUAGACGAAGACACGAGGUCUACUGAAGACAAAGUGCUAUAUGAGGGAAAUUCAAGAGAUGAAAUAAUCAAGUCUAGAGACGAAACCAGUCCAAGAGAUGAAAUAAGACCAAGAGACGAAAUUCGCCCAAGAGAUGAGAUAAGACCCAGAGAUGAAAUUCGGUCAAGAGAUGAGAUAAGACCCAGAGAUGAAAUUCGACCAAGAGAUGAGGCAAGACCUCGUGAUGAAAUUCGGCCAAGAGAUGAGAUAAAACCCAGAGAUGAAAUUCGGCCAAGAGAUGAGACAAGACCCAGAGAUGAAAUUCGACCUAGAGAUGAACCCAGAUCUCAGGUCAGACCUAGGCCACUUAGAGACGAAACUCCAGAGAAAAAUAGAGAGAGGACUCGGGAUGAUAGAUAUCAAUCCGAAGGCAGACGCUAUAGAGAUGAACGACCAUACAGAAAUAGAGAUGACCGCCCCUACAAAGACGAAAAAGUUCACGAAGAGAAAAGAGAAAUACCUACAGCACCAGAAGGUCAAGCUCUAGUUAAGCCCAAUGGCCACGGUUUGUUCAGCCAGCCGAGGGCCCCACCCAAAAUAAAAAGACCAGUCCCUUUAAGUGAAAAAGGAAAAUACGAAUAUGUGACGGUUACAACCACGAAAGUACCUCCGAGGGCUGAUGACGAUGAUUACUAUGAUUAUGAAGAAGAAGAACCGAGAAGACCGUCUUCUUCCGGAAAGACCAGUACGGUACAACGUCCUAGACCGGAACCAGUUGAAAGAGAGAAAUUCAAACCUACCAGACCUCAAACUGUAAACAAGCCAAGAAAGACGAAAAGACCAGAAGAAUAUGAUGACGAUUAUUAUUACGAACCUACUGGGAAAUCUCAGAGACUAUCCAAUUCUAGAGAAAAAGAGAGACCCAGGUCUAAGCUCACCGAUGACUAUUAUUAUGACUACGAUGACAAGAGUAAGAAUAACAGACGCGAAAGAGAAGAGACUGAGACGAAAGUCAAAGAAGUUAGACCUACGGUAAAAGUUAUCAAACGUCCUUUUUUACCGUCUAGGGGUGGUAGUCCGUACCUGCCGCGAGGGUUGCAGCCCGUCGCCGGCAGGGAUCUGACAGCUCCUUUAAACACCACCCCUAAACCUACGACUACUACUUCCACACCUAUCCCCACAACUUCUAGAACGACCACUCCUGAACCCACUACCACGCUUAAAACUACAACAACCACAGCCAAACCCACGACCACUACAACCAAAUAUACAACUUCCGUGACCACGGGGAGAGUACUCCCUCAAGAAUUAAAAGCUCCAGAAGAAGAAUACGAGUAUUACGACGAGGAGGACGUCGAAUACGACAAGAAAAGAGAAACCACAACCCAAGUGACCAGACUGAGGACUUCGAAGCCCACAACCACAACGGAACCGACGACACCAGAUCAAAAAGCCAAACACCUAGCCACAAAGGUUCUGAGAGUGUACAACGACAAUUACGAAGCCAUUAGAGGCAAAUUAGAGUCGACAUUGGCACCGGGGGAUUACAUAAAACCGUACUUAGCAACCACUGCGCCCUACGAAGAUCCCAAGCCGAAGAUUAAGGCCGAAAUAUCGAAGCCUUACACGGCCACAGGGAAACCACCGCUCCUCCCAGAAAACAUAUCAAUAAAACAAAAUCUGGCCGACUCCUUGGAGAACGACUAUGACAUUCGGUAUAAUGAGGCCCUUUCCCCAGCUUUGCCUCUAAACAGAAUACCGAGUGGCUUUGUCGUGACACCGGAGAGAGACUACACAUUUUCCCGGUUCAGAAACUACCAGGAGCCUCAGUUUGCGGCAUCAGAACUGAAGAACUAUCAGUUGAGGAGCAGACCGCAUGUUAGUAUAAGAACUCCGGCGUCAUAUUACAUCCAGCCUCAGAGAUUUCAAGAUGACGACCGAACCCGGUACCCCAGGCAACUCUACAGGAUAUUAGACCAGCUAUUCUAAUUGAACCCAGAACUGAGUCUAUGAUUAGAAAACCUGUAUGCUAAUUAGACCAGUUAUUCUAAUUGAACUUAGAACUGGGUCUAUGAAAACCUGUAUGCUAAUUAAUGUCGACUUUCUUCAAAUUGUAGUCUGGAAAAAGCAAAAAAACGCUGUGUGGAUUGUAUUUUUUGACAGUCCAACUUUCUGGGCUCCCUAAAAAAUUUCAAAAACUUUUGAUAGCUUCUAGGUCCAUCGACAGAUAAGCUCGAUAGUUUCAUCACAUCACAAAGCUACACAAAAGCUCGUGCUAACAUACCGUAUAAUAGCGUAAAAUUUAUUGUUGCCAAAUUUUCAAGGAAAACAUAAAGCCGACUGUAAAAAAAACGCGCAAUUAACAUACAGGAUUUCGUAAAUACUACUCAAUUAAUUAAUAAGAUUAGACGUAAAAUGUGUUUUAAUUUAAAAAUAACUAGAACAUUCUGUCAUCUAGCAUUGUCACUGCCAAUUUAUUUUUAAAAAUAGUCUAGCGUACGUUGUGUAAUGACAUUUUGUUUAAUGAAUGUACAUUUUACUCUUCGUUUAUAAUAUUUUAAUAAUAAUUCUCGAGGUGUGAUUUUGCAAAGGCCGGAUGCGCGUGAUGUCACUCUUUACAGAAUCUAGUACAAUGGUCGUAACCGUUUUUCUUCCUUAUGAUACAAUAAAUCAUGGUCGUCUUCUUGCAAUAAAACUUACAGCAUUUGGUUAGUCUAUAGAUCGAAGACAUAGCCAUGAGCUAGUAAAGCCAUGGCAAUAAAAUUGUUUUUCGAUCUUGAUAAUUCACACGAAAUAUAUUGUCAGAUACUCGAAAUCCAAAUUGACGUGGAAUAAAGAAAAAAUAUAUUCUUGUCUGACCACGAACCUUGCUGCCAGAAUGUAUCUUCCGAUGUCUAAGGUGUAUUCCGGUAUCAAUCAAUGGGCAGAUGUGAUAAAAUCCUUUCUUUUUCAUACAAGAAGGCCUUAACUCGAAUGUGACUUUGAGAUUUGACGUUUGAAAGUUCCGAACUGUCAAAUGUCGUGUUCCAGAGUCUAAAUAUAAAUUUUCAUUUGUUGUAUUCGCCCAUCGAGUGAUACAGCGUGUGUAUAUAAAUAUGUUAAUGAUAUCGAUAAUGACAAUUUUGUACGUGUCGAUUAACGCUAAGACGGAAUUUGUAUGGAAAAUAAAAUUUCAUAAAUCGCAAAA